CCUAAAUAAACAAACCGUUGCUCCCCUUGGUGCUAUGUACUUCCCCCUGGAUUAUUAGUUUAGUUUCUGUGCUUCCACCGGGCAGCUCUAGAUUCACAUUCAGUGUUCAGAGCUCGGGAAUCAGAGCUGUCUCCUCCUGGCAGGUGGAAAUGGACGAUUAUAUGCCACCCCGAUACCAACUGCUAGGGCGAAUCGGUGAAGGUGUCCAUGGGUUGGUCGUGAAGGCUCGUGAUCUCAGCGACGAUGACAAAAUAGUGGCCAUCAAGAAGCUCACUUUGCGGACCAAACACGGUGGCAUUGCGCCGACAACAAUACGGGAAAUCAAGGUUCUGCAAAACACACAAUGUGAGAAUAUUCUGUCACUACUCGAUAUGUAUCCUGAUCUGUCGGGAGUGUCCCUGGUGUUUGAGUACAUGCCUCACACACUGUACAGCAGGAUGAAGGACGAAGAGCAUCCACUAUCGCGAGCCGAAAUUCGACGUUACACUGCCAUGCUUCUGAAUGGGCUGACAUAUUUGCACGAUUUAAAAAUCAUGCACCGAGACAUAAAACCAGCAAAUCUGUUGAUUGAUAAAAAAGAUGUGCUCAAAAUAGCCGAUUUCGGACUGGCUCGACUGUUCAACGAUCAGGAUUCGAGCAAAGUGUAUUCGCCCCAAGUCGCCACCAGGUGGUAUCGAGCGCCGGAGAUUCUCUGGGGGUGUCAAACGUACGGACCCUGUAUCGACAUGUGGGCCGCCGGAUGUGUGUUCGCAGAAAUGUUACGAGGAGUGCCCUUGUUCGCCGGGGCCACCGAUAUCGAACAGCUCGCACUUGUCGUUCGCACGCUGGGGACACCCAAUUUAAAAGAUUGGCCCGAAGUGCGAAGCCUGCCCGACUAUAACAAGAUAAGAUUUCCUAAUGCGAAAGGGGAGCGCUGGCAGGAUAUUUUCCCAAGCUUUACUACUCAGAACGAAAUUGGCCUGGUGGACUCGUUGGUGACAUAUAAUCCCAGCAGGAGGUUAACAGCCAAGGAGGCAAUGCAGCAUCAAUAUUUCACAGAAGGAGAUGAAGGCUAGCGAGAUCUGACUUCGUUUAUCCCCGCGAAUCCAAUCAUAGCGAGAGCGCAAAACUUUCGCAAGUUUCGUGUGGGAGCAUACAUUCGAGGGAAGAAGAAAUGGGUAGGAUGUAAAUAUAUUAUCAUCCCACCAGCGGAAAUUAACGCAAUAAAACCCAUUGGAGGACAAAAUGGCAGAUGUACGACCCACAGUAACCGUUCCGUCCCUUUAUCGUCACCAUUAUUAUUUUAAAUGUGUAGCAAUCCCCAAACCGAGAGCAAACUGAUGUAAGGA
Molecule: messenger RNA, 1328 nt
Organism: Toxorhynchites rutilus septentrionalis
Lineage: Eukaryota; Metazoa; Arthropoda; Insecta; Diptera; Culicidae
Product: cyclin-dependent kinase 20
Exons: 3
Coding region: 150-1055 (301 amino acids)
Biological process (GO): protein phosphorylation
Cellular component (GO): nucleus
Molecular function (GO): ATP binding; cyclin-dependent protein serine/threonine kinase activity
Source: RefSeq, a predicted model, not a curated record